Molecule: messenger RNA, 351 nt
Organism: Echinococcus granulosus
Lineage: Eukaryota; Metazoa; Platyhelminthes; Cestoda; Cyclophyllidea; Taeniidae
Exons: 2
Coding region: 1-351 (116 amino acids)
Molecular function (GO): protein binding; RNA binding
Source: RefSeq, a predicted model, not a curated record
AUGGCAUUGCAGAACAGUUGUGAAAGAAUAUUUACAGGAAAUUGUGCAACUAGUCAUUCUGUGAUUACGUUUGACCACGUCUGCAACCGCGAGCAGCCCUUUUUCGUCAGGUCGCAUGGCUGGUUUUCAUGCGACCCCUACCUCACUCAAACUCGAUGUGGUUUGCCAUGUCGACCGCUUUUGGUUGGCGACUUCUGCCUCGUUAUUAUUCCAUCCGAGAUCGCCAGGUCCCUUUCACCCAUCUCGCAAGUGAAUUCCACCUCUAGUAGCUGCAUAGGCAAGGCACCUCCGCUUACUGAGCGAAUGAAUGAGAACUUUUGGAGUUCAACGAGUCCAAUCUCCCAAAAGUGA